AAUAAAAAAUAUACAUAGAAAUACAGACACAUUUUCAAAAGUACAGAUAAAAUAAAUAAAAGCACCAUAAGAGUUGAAAGCAGUAGAAAAAGAAGCAGUCUAUCAUUUAGUUUAAAAAAAAGAAAAAAAAGAAAAAGAGGGCCAAAUCUUAAUUAUAAUGGCUAAAACCAUGCUUCACGUUCAGGGCACUAUUACAGUGUGCUCACUUCACUUUCUCUAGAUAUGAUUGCACUUAUUUAUGUUUUUAGCAUCCUAUUCUCUUGACUUUUCUGGCUGCUGUGAUUUUCUAUUUACGUUGAUUAAAUGAUCCAUCUGUAGCUAUCAUUAAAUCCUGGUAGAGCACACUAGAAUUCACGGAGGGGAAGAAAAAAACCGGGGGGUUGUGGUGGGAGCUCCGCUGUCCGAGCUCGGAGAGGCUCCGCGAACGCGGCAGUGUUCCAGAGUACUAGUACGGAGCGGUGAGUGACAGUCCUGCUCCUCCACGGUAGCUGCUCCGCGCCGCUCCGCUCCUCUCCUCUCUACAGCUACAAGACCGGAGCCGGGCCGGGCAGGGCGGGGGCUCGGGAGGGGGGAACAGACAGUCAGAGAACCGGCUAACUGUUGUGCAGCAGGACGGCCAUGUGUGUGCUCCGCGGCGUGCAGUAAAUGGCUUCAAACCGCUCGGACAGCGCUCGGGAACACUGUCGGCAGUAGUAGUAGCCCGUAGUGGAGAGUAGGAGGAGCUCCGCGCCGAGCUGCGCCGCAUGUGCUCUCCCGUGCCCGUCCGUCGGAGAGACGAACUGCCAGCAAAGAAGAGGAGAAACUUCUCCGAGGUGCGGCCGGAGCUCCGGGUCUAACCUCCGCGGGAGCUUGCGAGCCCGUGUGCGCCUCCCCUCUCACGUUGGAUGCGAGCGAGGGAGGGAGGGAGGGAGGGCGGCGGAAGCCGGGGGAUGUUUGAAGCACCCUCUGUGAAACUUGCAGAAAACACGAGAAAGAGGACGCGCCAUGGAGAGCCAAGCCGGCGAGCACCAGAGCUGCGAGGACGUGCGCAAGAGCGGCUACCUCCGCAAGCAGAAGUCCAUGCACCGGCGGUACUUCGUGCUCCGCGCCGCCUCGGAGCGCGGCCCGGCCCGCCUGGAGUACUACGAGAGCGAGAAGAAAUUCCGCGGCAAGGCCCCCAUCCCGAAGAAAGCCCUGGCGCUGGAGACGUGCUUCAACAUCAACAAGCGGGCCGACUCCAAGAACAAGCACAUGAUCGUGCUGUACACCCGGGCCGAGAGCUUCGCCAUCGCCGCGGAGAACGAGGCGGACCAGGACGAGUGGUACCAGGCCAUGGUGGAGCUGCAGUGCAAAAGUAAGAACCUAACAGACAGCGGGGCUACGGGAGACUAUGGAGUGCCAAAUCCUGGACCUGCAUUCAAAGAGGUGUGGCAGGUGAAGGUGUGGCCCAAAGGCCUGGGUCAAGCCAAGAACUUGGUGGGCAUCUACCGCCUUUGCCUGACUGACAAGACAGUCAACUUCGUCAAGCUCAACUCUGAUGCUGCUGCUGUGGUGCUGCAGCUGAUGAAUGUCCGACGUUGUGGCCAUUCAGAGAACUUCUUCUUCGUCGAGGUGGGACGCUCUGCCGUGACAGGCCCGGGCGAGUUCUGGAUGCAGGUGGAUGAUUCGGUGGUGGCCCAGAACAUGCAUGAAACCUUGCUGGAGGCCAUGAAGGCACUGAGCGAGGAGUUCCGCCAGCGCAGCAAGUCUCAGUCAAACUCUGGCCCCGGAGGUGGUGCUACUGCUUCUAACCCCAUCAGUGUUCCCUCACGCCGCCAUCACCCAAACCCACCUCCCAGCCAGGUUGGCUUCACCCGCCGGCCCCGAACUGAGCCCCCUGGUGGUACUAACAGUGGAGCAGGGAUCAGCAGUGCCAGUGCCUCUCCCACGCCUCGCCAUAGCUUCCCAAGGUCUCGCACUGCCAGUGAUGGGGGGAAGGUUGAUGAAGGGAUGGCAGGGUCUACAUCGCUCCAAGGGGUGAGCUCCAGCCCCUCUACCAAUGGCUCCUGCUCAACAACCCCAAUCCUCAGGUCGAAAUCGGCUCGUUCAGCCCCCACCACAGCUGCUAAAACUCCUCUUGGGUUGAUGCGCUCAAUCUCCACCCCAGCGCCCUCGCCAGCUCCAAGCCUCUCCUCUAGCUCUGGGCAUGGCUCUGAGUUUGGAGGUGUAACAUCCUCGACUAGUGCUGGUCCUUCUGGUGCUUACAGUCGUGUCCCCUCCCAUCACGCUUCUGUCUCGGGCUCACCCAGUGACUAUGGCUCCUCAGAUGAGUAUGGAUCUAGUCCCGGUGAUCACACGCUCCUCCCCUCUCCAAGCCUCCCUGGAAGCUCUGUUGGUAGCACUGGCAGCCAGUCUCUUGGCGAGGAAGGAGCAAACUAUAUCCUAAUGGGCCAACGUAGUAGUGGUGGUGGCGGUGGUGGUGGUGGCAGCAGUAAUCAAGGGGGCUUGACAUCCAGCUCCCUGCCAGCACCGGGAACACCAGGCUGUAGCUCCCAACCCCAGACUAGGAGAGUGCUGCGGCGCUCCUCCAGCCGCGAAUGUGAAGCUGAACGCAGGUUGCUGAGCAAGCGGGCUUCAUUACCUCCCAUGGCUCUGGAGAGGCUGGCCCCACGACAGCGCAGAGCUGAGGAGCCAGCUGAUGAAGAUUCAGCCGAUUACGCAAUAAUGUCAAGGAGCACCAGCCGCGAGUCCUUUAGUUCCACCUCUUCUUCUACACAGAGGGAAUCUGUCAUGGGUCCUGGGUCAGCAGGGGUGGGAGGAGGGUACUUAGAUGUUGCGGGUGAGUUUAAGGGUGAAGGGGGUGGAGGAGCAAGUGGUAAUGUAGAUUUAGGUGUGGACAAUGGGUACAUGUCCAUGCUUCCUGGGGUCACUCAGCCUCCAGUAACCCGGUCCCAGUCAAUGGCUGUCUCUGUCCCAGACUCUGAUUCCAAAACUGCUGAUGAUUACAUGGCCAUGACCCCCAACAAUAGCGUAUCCCCUCCACAACAGAUUCGCCCUCCACCAGCUUCUGAUGGCUAUAUGAUAAUGUCCCCCAAUAGCAGCUGCUCACCUGACCAGCGUGGAGGUCUCUCUGGAGGGGCUUGGGUGGGCAGCGGCAGUGCAGACAGCAGGGCAGGAAGUGACUAUAUGAACAUGUCUCCAAUCAGUGCACGUUCUGUAAAUGGCAGCCCCCCACCCCCUGAGCACACCAGUCAUUUGGAGAACAUUUCUCAACAGCAAGCCCCGAAGAUGGUGUAUUCUUACUAUUCACUUCCCAGGUCUUACAAACACAACCCAUCUGCUGGACACUUUGAUGAUGGACCAGGACGAGGCAGAAGACCCAAUGGGAGUUGUAAUAGGGGCAUUGGUGGAGGUAGGACUAUGGGAGGGCGUCAAGAGCAACCGGCAACAGGCAAUUCAAUGAUUGGACGUCACCUGUCACUCUCCUCCUCCUCAUACUCAUCCAGCUCAGCUAGCAGUGAGAGCCUCGGAGAGAGUGAGGACCGAGCUACCCAGGCAGCAGGCACUGUGGCUGGGGGGGCUCAGUCCAAAGAUGGGAGUAAGCUCCAACAGAGACGGGGCUCUGGUGGGUUGUCCAAGCAGGGUAACCAUACUAGAAGUAGACCGGUGAGCCUGUUUGUUGAUGUAUCCAAGGCUAACACCCUUCCCAGGGUCCGUGAGAACCCUCUGCCGCCAGAACCUAAAAGCCCUGGGGAGUAUGUUAGCAUUGAAUUUAAAGGCGAAAAGAGCAGCCAGACUGGGGUUGCAGGAGGGCGUGGUAGAGGUCUCAGGCAUGGCUUAUCAUUGCCUCAUAGCUCAAGCAGCAAGCAUACUCAACACAGACCAACUUCUUGCUUAGGGAACUUUAUCCCCCUCUCCCGUAGCCCCUCUGCCCCUAUCACUCCCCCAGCUGCCUCUGAGUAUGUCAACAUGGACUUGGGCCCUUCUCCGUCCCCCUCACCCCUCUCCCUUACUCCUCUAGUUUUCCCCACUUUCCACACCCCUCCCACACCUCCAACUCUUGCUCAUGCCCCCAAAGCAUGCGAUGAGGGUACUACCUGCCCUCGUGAAGAGGCGGUCGAAGUGGCUGAGGUCCCACUUCGAAAAAGCAGAGAAAGUGUCCCAUCAGUGAGCGAGUCUGAGUCACCAACAUCCUGUGGAGACUACACGGAGAUGGCCUUCAGCUUGAAUAGCAACACCGUCCCUAGGUCAUCAUCCAGUGUCUCCACCAAAGCCCCUUCCCCCACCAGGACUGAUCCUUCUGCUCCAGUGCUGUCACGGGGUCUAGACUUCCCCCUAGCCAAACCAGGACCCAACCCAGACCAUGGGGCUAAAGUUAUCCGGGCAGACCCCCAAGGACGCAGGCGCCACUGCUCAGAAACCUUCCUUGCCUCACCUUCCCUCCCCACCUCGACCUCUACUUCCUCUUCUUCUACUGCCUCCCUCUUUCCAGAACACGCCCAAGCUGUAGCCCGCCGGCUAGGCUUUGACAGCAUGCUGUGGGGGAAUGGUUCUGUGACUGAUAACCCAGCUCAGUUCGCCCUCCCUGGACAGCAGUCCCUCCCAACAAACACUUCGUCCACGGAGCAAGGCCUUAACUACAUAGACUUAGACUUGGCCAACAAAGAAAGCCCCCAUUUGGGUCUGGAAGGACCCUCAAGUAGCCAGGCCACGUCUCGUCUCUUCUCUGUACUGGGUGGAGGUUCAGGGGUCGGGGGAGUGAGCGCGGCAGUUGGCAACAGCAGUAGCAGUUCCAGCCUCAACACUUACGCCAGCAUCGACUUCUACAAAUCAGAGGAGCUCCGGACACAUCAGAAUGGAAACAAGGAGGGAACAGAGUGCUGAUGUCAGUGCGUCGUCCUCGGGGAAACAAUCUGGUACCACUCAAGAGCGCUUCGAAGCUCCGCCCGUUCCUCACGCGACGACCAAUCGCAUCGUGAGAGCAGCUGAAUGGGACACGCCCUCUGAAGCACUUUGUGGGAGACUGAUGGAAAACGUUUUUGUUUUUUUUCUUUCCUUCGCUUUCAUCUUGUUGGUUGCGGAAAACCAACGGGGAUGUGUGCCAAAUGACACUCUCGAAAAAAAAAAAAAAAAAGCCAUUUGCUGCUCUCAUUCCUCGAGUGAAAGCCAAUCAGAGAAGGGUACAAAAAAAAAGGAGAUCUGUGUUUCUUUUGUUUUGUUAUGUUUUUUCCAAGAGGAAGACUCUAAUCGUUAAGGGUAAAAAUGGUGGUUAUUUUAGUGUUAAAAAAAAGAAAAAGAAUUAUAUAUCAGCUCAAAAAGUGCCUCACUUUCAGAUUGUAGCCAUUUUACAAAGAACUUCGACUAACUGAAGCUUUGGAAUAUUUUUUUUUUGUGCUUGAUUUGAUGUAAUUACGAAAAAAAAAAAAAGCAGCUGAAGAUAUAAAUAAAGUGGGUAGCACUGGUGUGAGCUUUUGCUGCGUUCAUGUCAUAUGGGAUAUUCCGGCGUUCGCAACUUGCAAGCAACAGUUUCGUGAUGACAGGAGGGUCAGAGACACUGUGCUUGUUCUACAUAACACUGCAGCCAUGAAAUUUGGGUUAAUUUAUGAAUGGCAUGAAUUAUUUAUGAAUGAAUUGGCGGACAUAUGGGACCUAAUUGUAUUUUGGAUUACAGGCACUUCUGUGUCUUUAAGGGGCACUCCAGUUUUGGAGCAGAAAUUCAAACUCUAGAUUUUAAUAUUUACAAUAUUAAUGAGGUAAUAAUACAAACUCAGAAAGAUAGGUCCCCAGAUCACUGUUUGAAGCUAGAAAGGUGGCAGGGUCCGCCACAGUAUGAAAAGCACCACGUAGGAUAUGAAAAGUUCAUAAAAUACGAAUGGAUGAUGACGUAAACAGUAUUUACAAGGCGGAAACUGGAAAUCAUCAUAAAUCCAAUGUGACAUGAACGCAGCACUUCCGCUAACAUUGAUAAUGGUAAUGGUCCUAGCUAUGAGCUGGCCUUCCCGUCUACUGUGAGAAAUAUUAGCGUAGCUGCUGUUAGCAUUCUGCUCGUUGUAACUUACGCUGCUUUUAUCCCAUCAAUUCUCCCUUCUCCUUUUAUUUUUCUCUCUCUCUUUCUUCCUCCUUUCCGACAGAGCCAUACACCUGAAGUAUUAGUCUAACAUACAGGCUUGAAACAAAGUGCACGUGUAGCAGGGCGAUAGAGUAGCUAGCGAGUUAGCUAAAGCCAGCUCGGGCCAGAUUAAGAUAUUAGCACGGUGCCAGGACGUAAAUUCAGCAUCCUGCUGACUACAGCUCAGGGCCGAGACCCCUGAUACAGAGCCAAGCAAUCCCAUUAGUGCUAUUAGCUCCAGACACUUCUGUCCCACUUGAUCCACUUCGUCUCAGGAUGCUAAAAAAGACAUGCGGUACACACAGGAGAGGAUAGAGACCCUAUCAAUAGCCAUGCUAAUGCUAGCUUUGUAGCGGUCAGCUUUUUUUGCGCCACAAAAGUGGGGUCAGUUUCACCUCUGUCAGUAUGAAAUAAGUCUGUUCUCAGUUAUUUUAUUUUAUUUUUUCACUUUUUAAGGUACCAAACAUUUUAAUAAGAAUAAAUUGACACUUUUUAAACUGGUCGAGUUGAAAGUGCUUCGACUUUAAAUCCUUCUUUAAGACUCUGUUUCUCCUUCCCUCCCUCCCUGUCCGUCUUUCGCUUGGCUCUUACUUUAAUCUCCGCUAUGCAUCAGCACUUAAGUGCCUGUCUGUCCUUUUUUAUCUGUCUGUCUGUCCGUCUCUCUGACCCCGUCUAAGCAGCUAGCACUAAUAGGGCUGUCCUAGCAGAAUAUAUCGAGUCUAUUUUUGUGUCUAUUUUCUGUCUCGUAUGGCUGUACAGUUCUCAAGAAAUGACUUUUGUUCGCGUCCGUCCGGCGCGACAGCGAUUCUCUCAGAUGACUCGGUUUCCGAUCGGAGGAGUUCUUUUGGACAGUUUGCUCUUCGCCGGUAAUGGAGGACUGAAUUGUUUUCAGGGCAGUCUGUGCCAAAAUACAACAAGAACAUCAGAAAAAAAAAAAAAAAAAAAAGCUCCGACAGCACCUCAAGAAGCAACCUUCAGCUCUCGGGCCUGGACAUAUUGCUCUGUUUUUGUUUUUCAAAAUGUAACCUCUUGUGUUCCCCCGUUGUUUUCUUCUUCUUUAGUUUUUUUUUUUUGUUUGUUUUUUUUGUGCAGCGGGUGGGGAGAGAAAAACUGUGACAUAUCUCGCCUCGCAGUCUGCGUACACGGAGAUAAAGGUCAUCGUGAAGACUUGCUUUAACCUUGAAUCUGCCUCUGACUUUGACCGGAGGAUUUAAAAAAAAAAAAAAUGAAAUGCUCGAGGAGAAGGAAAAAAAAGGCCACCACGGGGGGGGGGACAACAUAAACGUCUGAAUACUUGUGUAUCUACGUUGCUCCAAAUUGUACUCAUGUGUUCGUCUGUCUGCCUGCUUCGGGGGGGAAGUUCAUGAACUCUCUCCCUCUGGUCACAUGACUGUCGGGCGCCCCAGAGCGUAACAAUGCAGCUUUAUUAUGAGCAGAUUGGGAUCUGUGGUUGGAAUUGGCCUCUAAUGGUGGUGGUUGGGGGGGGGGGCGGUUUACUAAUGCAUAAAUGGGAAUAAACAGUUGGAGCUAAAAAAAAAAAAAAACAGGUUCAGCACGUAAAUCCGUGCUUUCCCGCAGACCUGCAGACGAACACAAGACGAUUUAUAAUUUUUUUUUUUUUCUUUUUUCUCGUGUCUUUGGAGAUGUUCUCGUUUUGAAAUUCAGCAGAUUUCAGCAAAAAAAAAAAAAAAACACAAAACGCUUUUGAA
Molecule: messenger RNA, 7776 nt
Organism: Acanthopagrus latus (yellowfin seabream)
Lineage: Eukaryota; Metazoa; Chordata; Actinopteri; Spariformes; Sparidae
Product: insulin receptor substrate 1-B
Exons: 5
Coding region: 985-4842 (1285 amino acids)
Biological process (GO): insulin receptor signaling pathway
Cellular component (GO): cytosol; plasma membrane
Molecular function (GO): insulin receptor binding; phosphatidylinositol 3-kinase binding
Source: RefSeq, a predicted model, not a curated record